AUGAAUUUGAAAACGCAAACAGAAAAACAGUCCGUGAGUCUGCAAAGUCAGAUCAAAAUGGGGAGAAAAGAAGAUUCAAAGAUGAACAUCGCCAUUAUACAUCCCGAUCUUGGAAUAGGUGGAGCAGAGAGAUUGAUCGUCGAUGCGGCGGUUGAGCUUGCGUCGCAGGGUCAUAAAGUUCAUGUCUUCACCUCUCACCACGACAAAUCCAGAUGCUUCGAGGAAACUCUCUCCGGAAUGGCUGAUAUGAUCCUUGUUAACAGCAACUUCACAGCGUCAACAUUCGCAAAGACAUUUGAGCGUCUUCAUGCACGAGGAAGUCGCCCUGCUGUUCUUUACCCCGCGGUCAAUAUCGCUCAGUUCAAUGAACCCCAUGCUUAUAAGUAUUGUAUAUCCCUAAACACCAAAUUUCCAGGAUAG
Molecule: messenger RNA, 420 nt
Organism: Thlaspi arvense
Lineage: Eukaryota; Viridiplantae; Streptophyta; Magnoliopsida; Brassicales; Brassicaceae
Source: the annotation of a GenBank genome assembly